This is a messenger RNA of Phytophthora infestans T30-4, 1140 nucleotides long. RefSeq names its product ATP-binding Cassette (ABC) Superfamily. The coding region runs from base 1 to 1140 and encodes 379 amino acids. Lineage: Eukaryota; Oomycota; Peronosporomycetes; Peronosporales; Peronosporaceae. The transcript has 2 exons. The record is from RefSeq and is a predicted model, not a curated record. Gene Ontology annotation, molecular function: ATP hydrolysis activity; ATP binding.
AUGAGGAAGCUACUGCUUGCAGUGGCGCUGUUGGAGACUCCGAGAGCGUCGGUGCUGAUUCUGGACCAGCCGUUUGACGGGUUGGAUGUGAAGGCGAGACGACAGCUACAGUGGAUGCUUGGACAGCUGACGAGGGGAUUUACGAGGCUCUUAGUGGAAACGACAGGAGCCAAACACGAGGCGUUUGCCUACAAGACUCAAGUGUUGCUGGCUGCGAACAGAUUGGAGCAGGUUUUCCCUGAAAUCUUUUCACACACAGUGCUGUUAAGACAAAGUGAUGGCGAUGACCAUGGAAUCGAGGUCGUAGCCUGGCCCGAAGACAAGGAAGACGAUGCACGCAACAAGGCCAUGAUGAAGCGUUUGGAGGAUUUCUACGCUGAAGAGCACGAGAAGCGAAUGAAGAUGACGGAGACGGAGCUGAAAUCACUUGUCGAACAACUCUUCAAGUGCCGGGAUGAAGCACGAUGUGUUGACGUCGACACUCCCGCUGUGCAAUUAAAUGGCGUGUCGAUCUCGUACGACCGUAAGAGAAUCCUGCUUCAAGACGUCGAUUUCGAACGCCAAUCACACGAACACUGGGCUCUGCUUGGGCCUAAUGGCUCCGGCAAGAGCUCUCUUAUGCGCGUCAUGAUGCAGACACCAGGUCACGGCCUGACAGAGGGCGAGGUCUUGGUCCCAAGACUCGAAGCCAUCUCGACGGAUCAGCACAUCCAGCUAUUGCACAAAAGCCUACAGACAGAGAAAGCUGAAGACCAAACUGCGUUUACUCUCCUUGAGAGCAACGCGGCGAGCUCUGAAGCUGCCGAACUUGCCAUGCGCUUGCUGGUGCUUCCAGAUGCAGUGAAGACGCGCAAGCUGUCGCAACUCUCGCAAGGCGAGCAGAAGCUCGUUCUGAUUGCUCGCGCACUGGCUGCAUGCCCGCAGUUGUUGAUCUUAGAUGAGAUCACGCACGGACUGGACCCGUUCAACCGCGCUCAUGUGUUGCGUGUGAUCGAAACUAUUGGUCGGCAUGCAGCACAACUGACGCACAUGGUGCUUAUCACGCACCACGAGGAGGAAAUCACGCCGUGUUUCUCGAACAUCUUUAAAAUCCAAGACAAACAGAUUGUCGAGCGACCUAGACAGGAAGAGACUGCAUGA